Ambispora leptoticha is the source of this 222-nucleotide messenger RNA. Lineage: Eukaryota; Fungi; Glomeromycota; Glomeromycetes; Archaeosporales; Ambisporaceae. The record is from the annotation of a GenBank genome assembly.
AUGACGAACAAAGACAACCAUAGGUACUUUGAACUUUCUUCGGGUUCUCUGAAGCAUUUGGUGAUCGAAACUAUUUCUUGGGCUGCAAAGAACAACAAUAAAAAGUUGAAAAGUCUCAGGCUUUCUCUCCAAGGUCUGUUAAAGAUACAGGAGGCAAAAUGCAAAUCUCAAUGGCAAAAGUUUGCUUUAGACCUUGCUGAACUCUUGGAAGCUUACGAAUGA